CCUGGUGGGAAGCUAUGAAAAUAAAUGGCGGCCGCCGGAGGUUGGCAGAUCGGCUAGGCGACAAAAGCGGUGCAAUUAUUCUUUCUUUUUAUUUUAUUAUUAAUUACUCUUCACCCGUGGACUACCCGGUAGACGAGACCGGAUUAUGAAAGACACCAUGACUGCCAUCGAACUGAAGGACCUCGGUAACAAAUUAUUCAGUGCCCGAAAGUACGAAGACGCCAUAUCCUGCUACAGCAAAGCCAUCAUCAAGAGCCCAUCGACGGCCACCUACUUCACCAACCGGGCGCUAUGCUACCUCAAGCUUCAGCAGUGGGAGCUGGCAUGCCAGGACUGCCGGCGCGCGCUCGACUUGGACCCCAGCUCGGUCAAGGGCCAUUUCUUCCUCGGUCAGGCACUGCAGGAGAUGGACAACUAUGACGAAGCCGUCAAGUACCUGCAAAGGGCCAAUGACCUGGCCCGCGAGCAGAAGCUCAACUUUGGGGACGACAUUGCAUGCCAGCUGCGGCUGGCGCGCAAGCGGCGCUGGCAGCUCAUCGAGGAGAAGAGGCUGCAGCAGGAGAUCGAGCUGCAGACCUACCUCAACCAGCUCAUCCUGCUCGACAAGCAAAAGAGGGUGCAAGAAAUGAAAAUGAAGGGAACACGCCAGGCCGACAUUAGAACGGGUGGAGGCUGCCCUGGACAAGUACAUAUCAGAGUUGAACAACAUAUUUGCAAAGGUGGACGACAAGCGCAGGAAGCGAGACGUGCCCGACUACCUGUGCGGCAAGAUCAGCUUCGAGAUCAUGCGCGAGCCCGUCAUCACGCCAAGCGGGAUCACCUACGACCGCCGGGACAUCGAGGAGCACCUACAGAGGGUCGGCCACUUCGACCCAGUGACGAGAACACCGCUGACCCAGGACCAGCUGAUUCCAAACUUGGCAAUGAAGGAGGUGGUGGACGGCUUCCUUGCGGAAAACGAGUGGGCCCUCGACUACUGAGAACGCCCCCGGUGACUUUGCAAAGGACUGUGCGUAGUCCCCGCCGAAAGUCACCCGCUUCGAUUUCAUGUCACCGCCUGCUUUCUUCGCUCUGAACAAGACCAAGCUGGUGGGCGCCCCCAUAAGUUGCUGUGCGAGUGUUACGCAGCUACCAGGCGGCGGGCUCGUCCUUUUCUUUUUAUUUGCCCGCAUCUGUCUGUUCUCAACAUGCCCACAGUUGGUCGUCGGGUGUCCCCAUGAAAUCAGGUCUUCAAUGAGUCCUGCUUUUAGAUCGGUCUCUCGUGCACAUGAGUGAAUGGUUUGUGCGCUUUCACUUCAGUAACAGCUGUUAAUUGCGUUGUGCGGGCCUCUGCUGUAAUGGUCAGUAGCACGGGUUCACGCGCUCUUUGAGCAUUCUGAUUACGAAAUUAACGAGCUGUUGAAGCAGCAUGUUGUUCACUCUUUCUUGCCUUGAUUGAUUGCACAGUGUCGUAUUCGAUUCACCCAACGUCUUCAACACCAGGACUUGAAAUGAAACGUAAUGGCAAGAUCGUACCCUGAAAGGACGGUGCACUGUGGCAUCUGGAAGCUGAGACUUUUGGGGAGCUGUCAUGAGCCUCUAAUGACAGAUAAGUUACAGUCAGAAAGUCGCAAUUUCCAUCAGUUUCUAAUGGAAGUGUUACAGUGGACAACUGGAGAAGGUCUUGGGCCUUUGGUGCGAUGUUGUACCACACUUGCUUCAUAGAAGCUUACACUAAACAAGUUUCUUGUGUUUUCCUGCAAACCUAAAUGAAUGGUUUGGAAUAGCUGGAAGCGGCCUCAUCCACAGCGGGCAUUGCAAACUGAACAGACGAUGACAAAGGAGAUCCGAGAAAAGCUGGCAUUGUCUCCCUUCUCAUCGUCUGUUCCAUUUUCACUGCUGGCCGUGACGACCUCAUUAUUUCCACCAUAAGCGCCUGAUGGAAUCUCUUGAAAGUGCGAGGUUCAGGCGAACUUCAUGUGUAUGUACGAAGAGGCAGCGGGAAAAUUGACGUGGGGGUGUGCAGCCUGUAGGUCGAAGUCUUGUCGCUUUGUGUCAGUGGCCUGUUGCCUGCGGUCCACAACCGCCCAUGUAAAGGUAUAUAUUGUACAUACAGGCAGUGUCAUGGGCGCGAUGAACCAUUACUGCCCUAGGGCCGCCUAACUCUUCGAGUGGUCCCGUAGCUCUAGGUCUGCUUGUCGCAUACCGCACUAGCCUCUGUACUUGUACGCUCCACUGCAGCCAUAGAGUCCAAAGUGGUAGCCCAGCGGUAGCCGGUUCCAGAAAUGCCUGUUUUUAAAGCUUGAUAACAUUGUGUGUCAUGAACUUGGGAUUGUCUGGGCAUGCCGUUUUGUAUACUGUUAUCAAGUGUGGUUCUGGGUUCCCCGUUAUCAAGUCCUGCGUUCACUUGUAUGGCUUUGUUCAGGAGUGUAUAGUGGUGGGACUGUCGUAAUAACUACAGCAGUCACUGACACUAGCUUUCUUGCGUUGUUGUAAGUGCGAAAACGAUAUCAGUAUCCUUUUUUUUUUUAAAGCUGUGCAUGAUGGUGAUGAGACUUGAAUUGCCACGUAUUGCACAAAGAGGGUAGUGCAGUACAGCCUGUGUCAUUCAUCUUGAUGGCAUUAUGUGACUGUCAGCUCACAUAGUGCCAGCUGCACACAUGCGGUGAAAGCGACGCGAUGUUGCAUUGUUGUUCCUGGCUACUUCAGUUCAGAGUGUUUGAUUUCUUCAACUGAUUUGGAUGCGGUUUGAUCUCGCAAAUGGUCUGGCAGCAAUCUGAGCAAUCUGACUGGUGAAUUGAGCACUGGCACACCAUAUAUAUAUAUAUAUAUAUUUUUUUUUUUUGUGCUUGCAGUUGCAAGUCAAGAUAUGUUGAUAAAGGGUAUGUUGAACUUGUCCUUCCCGGUGCGAUGCCAUCGGCUCUUCUAGCACAGUUGGGCUGGAAUAGUGUGACCAUUCUCUGCCAGUUCUCAUUCGCACUUAGGCAGUGAUUCUACAGUGGUGCUCCGGCUAUGUUAUCACCAGGAUUAGCCCAUCAUGAGUGGUGGAUGAUAGGGGAGGAAUGGAGUCGGGCUGACAGGUCCUUGCCUUGAAUUCUCAGACACUCGAAACGAAGAGACCCUAGGGCCAAGGGAACCAAUGUGUGCGACUUUAAGCCAGUAGCAUUACACGAGGUGUGGACACAAUGCUGUGUCAGGUCGCACUGCUGUUGCUUGAAGUUUGAUUGUCUGCUUACGGCCUCAAUCAGUUUCCAAGCUCUUGUUAAAUUGGGUGAUGGUUCUUGAUUGAUGGCCGCACUGGGAAGACAUUGUAACUCUACAGGAAACUACAAAAGCCAUGCUUAAUGCUGCACUAAAGGCAAGUAUUAAAUUGAGAUAAUGCAAUAGAUUAGAACACUUUGUUUUCUUUUUAUGAUUAAGGUAAUGCCAUGAACGGAAAGAGACAAUUAGGGCAGCCACUACGAAAAUGUGACACCAGCAUUCUUGGCAUAUAGCAUGUCCCAUUUAUGACUGGUAAACUUUAGUCAAUCACUGAUGAUGAAGAGGUUGCUUCCGUUGCAUUGCGGCAGAAAUCUAAUGCAGUUGGGCCAGUCUUUAUUGCAUUUGCCAAACUGGCUGGUGCUGCUACAUCGCAUGGUUCUGUUGGCGCUCUUUUGCGGAAGUGCGGGUACCCUUUCCGUGUGAAGCUUGCGAAUCAAAACAGUCGGCAGCGCAGGACGUCCGAGGUUGCUGUUGCAGCCGUGUUGUUUGUCGCUGCUGAUCUAAAUUGCAGACGAAGUGCGUGGCCCUUUAAGUUGCAGUUUUCUCAGCAACUAAGUAAUCUCUUGGCCAGGAGUGGCACCAGGAUUCUUUUGUUGGAGCAGAGCAUAAUUGUCUAGUUUAGUUAUGAUUAUAGGAGGGUAUUCCAUCACUUGGCACUCGAUGGUGCUAGGGGGGUGGGGAUAUUAGGGGGCCAGUAGGAAGUAUUAGGGGAUCAGUUGCUUCCCCAGAGCUGCCACCGCUCUUGGCACGAAACAUUCAAGGUUUCUGGAAGGUUAACGCAACUACAUAGAUAGAUUCAGUGCUUGCCUUUGGUGUCUCUCAACAGUGUACAUUAGCAUGCAACGUCCUCCCCACUUGUUUCUUUUCCCACUGUCGCUUGGUGCUGGAAAUAGACGCUCGUUGCAUACUUGCGUGGCACAAGCUUGAAAAUUCUGCAAUGCUGUCAGAAAAUGACCCAGGUUGCAUUGUUUUAAAGAAGUGUUUGCACAGAGGACGCAUAGCGCACUAUGUGUCUGCGUUACACUUGGAACAAAGCAGUUGGAUUUUAUCGCGCCACAAACUUCAGUGCUGCAGGCACCAAGUGUUUCGCAGCGUUUGCUUGCUUUCUCUGUCUACGAUUAUUGAUGCUUCAGAUGGCUGCUACGCACUAGCUUAAGCAAGGCGCAAGCGCUGAUACACCGUGUGAAUGAUGUGUGUGUGUGUGUUCAUGCAUUGAAGUACCGAAGGGAAAGCAAGUUGAUGAAUGAGAGUCGUAAAUGACACUGCACGCUGCCUCUGAUGGAAGUCUUUUAUUUGUGCUAGGCAACUAAGGCAACAAAAUCUGAUCGACAUUGAUGUUGGUGCGUGUGCAAGGUAUGAAAGCGAAUGGACUGGGCUGCCACAUGUUUUCUUUUCCUUUUUUUUUUUUUCUAAAUCCAGUUACCAGCGAUGUGUGUAAAUAAACACUGGUCAAGUUUCAAACUGUUAAA
Molecule: messenger RNA, 4709 nt
Organism: Dermacentor silvarum
Lineage: Eukaryota; Metazoa; Arthropoda; Arachnida; Ixodida; Ixodidae
Gene: STUB1
Product: E3 ubiquitin-protein ligase CHIP
Exons: 7
Coding region: 146-1075 (309 amino acids)
Biological process (GO): positive regulation of proteolysis; cellular response to misfolded protein; protein quality control for misfolded or incompletely synthesized proteins
Cellular component (GO): cytoplasm; Z disc
Molecular function (GO): ubiquitin protein ligase activity; protein-folding chaperone binding
Source: RefSeq, a predicted model, not a curated record